UCGACCGGUCCAUCCCUCGCUCACAUGCAGACUAGUGCUUCUCCAUUAUUUUCUUCUGCUUCUUCUACGGCUCUAGGCUUCUAGAAUUUGUUGGUCCCAGAGUUCCCUUUUUUCCACAUCGACAAGACGCACUUCGCCAUGUCCGUCGACCACUCCGCCAAUGUCGAUACGGACAGCACCAUGGCUGUGCCCAAGAAGGACAUGGACCUUGAUGGCAGCACGCCGGCCGACCUGCGCGACGACAUCGCCAUUGACCCUGUUGCCGAGCGCAAGCUCAUCCGCAAGCUCGACCUGUGGAUCGUGCCGCCCGUCAUGCUGCUCUACCUGCUCAGCUUCCUGGACCGCGUCAACAUUGGCAACGCGCGCCUGUACGGCAUGGAGGAGGACCUCGGCCUUGUAGGCGACCAGUACCAGAUCGCCGUGUCCGUCCUUUUCGUCACGUAUCUUUUGUCGGAGCUGCCGUCCAACUUGGUCAUCAAGAAAUUCACGCCCUCGCGCUGGAUCGCCUUCAUCACGACGUCGUGGGGCGUGGUGGCGACGCUGACGGGCAUCACGCAAAACUUUGCGGGCUUGGUCGCCUGUCGCCUCGUCUUGGGCGCCCUCGAGGGUGGUCUGUUCCCUGGCCUGACCAUCUACCUGACCAUGUUCUACACCAAGCGUGAGCUCGCUCUGCGGAUCGGGUACCUGUUCGUCUCGGCGGCCAUUGCCGGCUCCAUGGGCGGUCUGCUGGCCUACGCCAUCGGCUUCAUGGAUGGCGUGGCUGGUCUCCGCGGCUGGCGCUGGAUCAUCAUCAUCGAGGGUCUGCCCACGGCGAUGCUGGGCAUCUCUGUCCUGUGGUGGCUGGCGGACACGCCCGACUCGGCCAAGUAUCUCUCGACGGAGGAGAAGGAGCUCAUCGACCUGCGCAUGCGACGCCAGGUCGGCCACACAAAGUCGUCCGACCUGAUGCACAAGGAGGAUGUGUACGCCGGACUCAAGGACUGGAAGAUCUGGCUCAUGUGCUUUGGCCAGUUCGGGGCCGACAUUAUUCUCUACGGCUACUCCACCUUCCUCCCCACCAUCAUCAACGGCCUCGGCGACUGGAGCAGGGCGCAGGUCCAGGCGUUGACGAUCCCCUGCUAUGCUCUUGGCGCCAUCAGCUACCUAGUGGUCGCUUAUCUCUCUGACAAGACGCAGAGGCGAGCCUUGUUUGCCGUGGGAUCUGGCCUCGUGGGCGCCGUGGGAUAUGCCAUCCUGGUCAGCCCCGUGGGAGGAAACGUCAAGUAUUUCGGCUGCUUCCUCGUCGCCGCUGGUCUGUACGUGAUCGUCGGCAUCCCGCUGGCCUGGCUGCCCAGCAACAACCCUCGCUACGGCAAGAGAACCGUGGCCACUGGCCUUCAGCUGACCAUUGGCAACGCUGCCGGUAUCCCUGCCCCCUUUCUGUACCGCAACGACCAAGGCCCGCGUUUCGUCACCGGCCACGCCGUCUCCAUGGCCUUCAUCGCCAUUGCUGCGUCCAUCUACCUUCUCAUGUGGUGGUGGUUCCGCCGGCAGAACCAGCGCAAGAUGAACGGUGAGGAGGACCACAAGGUGGUGGGUAUGACGGAGGAGGAGAUUGACGAGUUAGGCGAGCACAACCCCAGAUUCCGAUACACGUACUAGAGCGAUGGUCAGAUGGCUUUUCUCGUCACAAACGUUCAAUUUACACACAAUAUCACCUAAAAGGCAGCAGAGCGCUUGAUGGCCGUUCGAUUGGUUCUCGAUGCCCUUUCGGGUCUUUGAUUCGCCAGGGGACGUAGACAACGAUCUUCUGUUUUGAUUGUCCGAGGACCUCAGCGUCUGCCUCAUGGUCAUCUCCCGCGCAAAAUGGACAGAAAGGAAGGUAACACAAACAGCGCAAUGUGAAUAUCGGGGAGCA
This is a messenger RNA of Emericellopsis atlantica, 1897 nucleotides long. RefSeq names its product major facilitator superfamily domain-containing protein. Gene Ontology annotation, cellular component: membrane. The transcript has 2 exons. Gene Ontology annotation, biological process: transmembrane transport. The record is from RefSeq and is a predicted model, not a curated record. Gene Ontology annotation, molecular function: transmembrane transporter activity. The coding region runs from base 139 to 1641 and encodes 500 amino acids. Lineage: Eukaryota; Fungi; Ascomycota; Sordariomycetes; Hypocreales; Bionectriaceae.